Molecule: messenger RNA, 1943 nt
Organism: Lontra canadensis (Northern American river otter)
Lineage: Eukaryota; Metazoa; Chordata; Mammalia; Carnivora; Mustelidae
Gene: ZNF200
Product: zinc finger protein 200
Exons: 4
Coding region: 467-1678 (403 amino acids)
Source: RefSeq, a predicted model, not a curated record
CAAGGUGCGCAGUUCGGCUUCAUUUAAUGACCAAGCCAACUUCUAAGCGGAUGCCCUCGGUACUGGACCCCAGGUUUCCUGUCUUCUAGCCCAUUGCCCUUCCUACCAGCAGGAGUUAAACCGCUCUUCCCAGUGGAAUUUGCACUUCAUGUAUGUUCUCAGGAGGGUGACCCCUGGGGUUUGGACAUCCUCCAGCUUUCGUUCUCAGAGCUUCCUCUCAGGCCUUGCUAGGAGUGUCUAGUUCAGGGACCUUCCGUUUGCGUUCGGAGUUCCUCACCCCAGCUUGUCUUUCCUUCCGCUUUAAAUCUCAUGUGGCCCCACUGUCCAGGCUGUAUAUUGGACCUGGUUUUUGUGGGUAAACCAUGGUUUCUCUCGUCUGCAGCUCGGCUCCCUGACAGAUUUUCUUCAGUAAGAGGUGACUCCCGAAGCUCUGCGAAACGAGUGUGGUGUGUGAUUGCAAGGCGCGAUGGCUGCAAAAGUGGUUCCAAUGCCCCUAAAGCCUAAGCGGUCCUUUAUACUGAGAGUUCCUCCGGACUCCAAGCUGGGCCAAGACCUACUUCGGGAUGCUACUAGUGGGCCCAAGACCAUCCACCAGCUGGUUCUGGAGCACUUCCUCACCUUCUUGCCCAAGCCAAGCCUGGUCCAGCCCAAUCAGAAAGUCAAGGAGACCUUGGUUAUUAUGAAGGAUGUGAGCUCAAACUUUCAGAACAGAUUGCAACCUCAUCCCAUGGUGAAGAUUCUGCCCAGAGAAGGAAUCCAGCAGAAACAGGACACAGUGUCUCUGUAUUUGAAAACUGAGCCUGAGGAACUGGUGGUCCUUGAGGACUUGAAUGUAUUUCACUCCCAAGAAGAAUGUGUGAGCCUGGAUGCUGCUCAACAGCCCACCUCAGAGAAGGAAGACAAUGUCGGGGAGAUGAUGUUACUGGUCAAUGAUGUUAAUCCUGAGAGUGAAGAUCUUCAGAAAGAAACUGUAGAGAAUGAAGAUCAUAGAGAAGAGAUUUCAGAUUGUGAUGAAGUAGAUCGUUCUGUGGUCUCUGAGGAAUCUCCAUAUUGCCAUAAAGAAAGACUUAAUACAUCUAUUCCCAAGCAAAGGAAAAUGAGAAAUCUUCUAGUUACCAUUGAAAAUGAUACUCCACUAGAGGAACUCUCAAAAUAUGUGGAUAUCAAUGUGAUUGCACUUACCCGAAAUCGGAGAACAAGAAGAUGGUACACUUGUCCACUGUGUGGGAAACAGUUUAAUGAAAGUUCUUACCUUAUUUCCCACCAGAGGACUCACACUGGAGAAAAACCCUAUGACUGUAGUCACUGUGGGAAAAGCUUCAAUCAUAAAACAAACCUUAAUAAACAUGAGCGAAUCCAUACAGGAGAGAAACCUUAUUCAUGUUCUCAAUGUGGGAAAAACUUUCGUCAAAACUCUCAUCGGAGUCGCCAUGAAGGAAUCCAUAUAAGGGAGAAGAUAUUUAAGUGUCCAGAAUGUGGGAAAACCUUCCCAGAGAACAAAGAAUUUGUGCUUCAUCUGCAGAGUCAUGAGGCUGAAAGGCCAUACAGUUGCAAAAAAUGUGGGAGAAGAUUUGGUCGGCUGUCCAACUGCACCCGGCAUGAAAAAACCCACUCAGCAUGUAAGACCCGAAAGCAGAAAUGGGAUCAAGAAAGGUCUGAUGAUCCUGCCUCAACCUGAAAUGUUUCAUAAGGAACUCUGAAUUCCCUGGCUGUCAGAAAAGAUGCAGAAAUGGGAAAACCUCAUUAAAGCCAAAAUUGGAUAAAUACCCAUCUUGGCUAAAACCUCCAAUUUUUAGAAAAUUCACAGGGAAGAAAACAUCCUCAAGGGCUAUACCUCAGUUAGCAUCCACACUUUCUGGAUAAAGGAGCUUUCUUCUGUGAACUUAUACAACAUUGUAGAGGCCACAGAUCCCUUUCCCACAAUGGCUUUGAAUAGGACUCUG